AUGAGACUGCUGACCAUGGUGAAGGUGAACGAGGCAAACUAUGCAAGAGGCACCAGACUCCCUCUUUCUGGUGAAGGACCAACUUCUCAGCCGAAUAGCUCCAAGCAAACUGUCCUGUCUUGGCAAGCUGCAAUCGAUGCUGCUAGACAGGCCAAGGCUGCCCAAACUAUGAGCACCUCCGCACCCCCACCUGUAGGAUCUCUCUCCCAAAGAAAACGUCAGCAAUACGCCAAGAGCAAAAAACAGGGUAACUCGUCCAACAGCCGACCUGCCCGUGCCCUUUUCUGUUUAUCACUCAAUAACCCCAUCCGAAGAGCCUGCAUUAGUAUAGUGGAAUGGAAACCAUUUGACAUAUUUAUAUUAUUGGCUAUUUUUGCCAAUUGUGUGGCCUUAGCUAUUUACAUCCCAUUCCCUGAAGAUGAUUCUAAUUCAACAAAUCAUAACUUGGAAAAAGUAGAAUAUGCCUUCCUGAUUAUUUUUACAGUCGAGACAUUUUUGAAGAUUAUAGCAUAUGGAUUAUUGCUACAUCCUAAUGCUUAUGUUAGGAAUGGAUGGAAUUUACUGGAUUUUGUUAUAGUAAUAGUAGGAUUGUUUAGUGUAAUUCUGGAACAAUUAACCAAAGAAACAGAAGGCGGUAACCACUCCAGUGGCAAGUCAGGAGGCUUCGAUGUCAAAGCCCUCCGAGCCUUUCGAGUGUUACGACCACUUCGACUAGUGUCAGGAGUACCCAGUUUACAAGUUGUCCUGAACUCCAUUAUAAAAGCCAUGGUUCCCCUCCUUCACAUAGCCCUUUUGGUAUUAUUUGUAAUCAUAAUCUAUGCUAUUAUAGGAUUGGAACUUUUUAUUGGAAAAAUGCACAAAACAUGUUUUUUUGCUGACUCAGAUGUCAUAGCUGAAGAGGACCCAGCGCCGUGUGCGUUCUCAGGGAAUGGACGCCAGUGUGCCGCCAAUGGCACGGAGUGUAGGAGUGGCUGGGUUGGCCCAAAUGGGGGCAUCACCAACUUCGAUAACUUUGCCUUCGCCAUGCUCACCGUGUUUCAGUGCAUCACCAUGGAGGGCUGGACAGAUGUGCUCUACUGGAUGAAUGAUGCUAUGGGAUUUGAAUUGCCCUGGGUGUAUUUUGUCAGUCUCGUCAUCUUUGGGUCAUUUUUCGUACUAAAUCUUGUACUUGGUGUAUUGAGCGGAGAAUUCUCAAAGGAAAGAGAGAAGGCUAAAGCCCGGGGAGAUUUCCAGAAGCUCCGGGAGAAGCAGCAGCUAGAGGAGGAUCUAAAGGGCUACUUGGAUUGGAUCACCCAAGCAGAGGACAUCGAUCCUGAGAACGAGGAAGAAGGAGGAGAGGAAAGCAAACGCAACACCAGCAUGCCGACCAGCGAGACAGAGUCUGUGAACACGGAGAACGUAAGUGGUGGAGGCGAGAACCAAGGCGGCUGUGGGAGUCUCUGGUGCUGGUGGAAGCGAAGAGGCACGGCCAAGGCUGGGCCCUCUGGGUGUCGGCGGUGGGGUCAAGCCAUCUCAAAAUCCAAGCUCAGCCGCCGCUGGCGCCGCUGGAACCGAUUCAAUCGCAGGAGAUGUAGGGCUGCUGUGAAGUCUGUCACAUUUUACUGGCUGGUUAUUGUCCUGGUGUUUCUCAACACCUUAACCAUUUCCUCCGAGCACUACAACCAGCCUGAUUGGUUGACGCAGAUUCAAGAUAUCGCUAACAAAGUCCUCCUGGCUCUGUUCACCUGCGAGAUGCUGGUAAAAAUGUACAGCUUGGGUCUCCAGGCGUAUUUCGUCUCUCUUUUUAAUCGGUUUGACUGCUUCGUGGUAUGUGGUGGAAUUACUGAAACCAUCCUGGUGGAGCUGGAAAUCAUGUCUCCCCUGGGGAUCUCUGUGUUUCGGUGUGUGCGCCUCUUAAGGAUUUUCAAGGUGACCAGGCACUGGACUUCCCUCAGCAACUUGGUGGCCUCCUUGUUAAACUCCAUGAAGUCCAUUGCUUCACUGUUGCUUCUGCUUUUUCUCUUCAUCAUCAUCUUUUCCUUGCUUGGGAUGCAGCUGUUUGGUGGCAAGUUUAAUUUUGACGAAACGCAGACCAAGCGGAGCACCUUUGACAAUUUCCCUCAAGCCCUCCUGACGGUAUUCCAGAUUCUGACAGGUGAAGAUUGGAACGCUGUGAUGUAUGAUGGCAUCAUGGCCUAUGGCGGCCCGUCGUCCUCGGGAAUGAUCGUCUGCAUCUACUUCAUCAUCCUCUUCAUUUGUGGUAACUAUAUCCUACUGAAUGUCUUCUUGGCCAUCGCUGUAGACAAUCUGGCUGAUGCUGAAAGUUUGAAUACUGCCCAGAAAGAGGAAGCUGAAGAGAAGGAAAGGAAGAAGAUUGCCAGAAAAGAGAGCCUGGAGAAUAAAAAGAACAACAAACCAGAGGUCAACCAGAUAGCCAACAGUGACAAUAAGGUUACAAUUGAUGACUAUCGAGAAGAGGAUGAAGACAAGGACCCCUACCCACCUUGUGAUGUGCCAGUAGGGGAAGAGGAAGAGGAGGAGGAAGAGGAUGAACCCGAGGUUCCAGCUGGCCCCCGUCCUCGUAGAAUCUCAGAGUUGAACAUGAAGGAGAAAAUCGCCCCCAUCCCUGAAGGGAGUGCAUUCUUCAUUCUGAGCAAGACCAACCCGAUCCGCGUGGGCUGCCACAAGCUCAUCAACCAUCACAUCUUCACCAACCUCAUCCUCGUCUUCAUCAUGCUGAGUAGCGCCGCCCUUGCCGCCGAGGACCCCAUCCGCAGCCACUCCUUCCGGAACACUAUACUGGGUUACUUUGACUAUGCUUUCACAGCCAUCUUUACUGUUGAAAUCCUGUUAAAGAUGGCGACUUUUGGAGCUUUCCUCCACAAAGGGGCUUUCUGCAGGAACUACUUCAAUCUACUGGAUAUGCUGGUUGUCGGGGUAUCCCUGGUAUCAUUCGGGAUCCAAUCCAGUGCCAUCUCCGUUGUGAAGAUUCUGAGGGUCUUAAGGGUCCUGAGGCCGCUCAGGGCGAUCAACAGAGCAAAAGGACUCAAGCACGUGGUCCAGUGCGUCUUCGUGGCCAUCCGGACCAUCGGCAACAUCAUGAUCGUCACCACCCUUCUCCAGUUCAUGUUCGCCUGCAUCGGGGUCCAGUUGUUCAAGGGGAAGUUCUAUCGCUGCACGGACGAAGCCAAAAGUAACCCCGAAGAGUGCAGGGGGCUUUUCAUCCUCUACAAGGAUGGGGACGUUGAUAACCCUGUGGUCCGUGAGAGGAUCUGGCAAAAUAGUGAUUUCAACUUUGACAACGUCCUUUCUGCUAUGAUGGCGCUGUUCACGGUCUCCACGUUUGAGGGCUGGCCUGCGUUGCUGUAUAAAGCCAUCGACUCCAAUGGAGAGAAUGUUGGCCCCAUCUACAACUACCGCGUGGAGAUCUCCAUCUUCUUCAUCAUCUACAUCAUCAUUGUGGCUUUCUUCAUGAUGAACAUCUUUGUGGGCUUCGUCAUCGUCACAUUUCAGGAGCAGGGAGAGAAAGAGUAUAAGAACUGUGAGCUGGACAAAAAUCAGCGUCAGUGUGUCGAAUACGCCUUGAAAGCACGUCCCUUGCGGAGAUACAUCCCCAAAAACCCCUACCAGUACAAGUUCUGGUACGUGGUGAACUCCUCGCCUUUCGAAUACAUGAUGUUUGUCCUCAUCAUGCUCAACACACUCUGCUUGGCCAUGCAGCACCACGAGCAGUCCAAGAUAUUUAAUGAUGCCAUGGACAUUCUGAACAUGGUCUUCACUGGGGUGUUCACCGUCGAGAUGGUUUUGAAAGUCAUUGCAUUUAAACCUAAGGGGUAUUUUAGUGACGCCUGGAACACGUUUGACUCCCUCAUCGUAAUCGGCAGCAUUAUAGACGUGGCCCUCAGCGAAGCCGACCACUAUUUCACUGAUGCAUGGAACACUUUUGAUGCCUUAAUUGUUGUUGGUAGCGUCGUUGAUAUUGCUAUAACUGAAGUGAAUCCAACUGAAAGUGACAAUGUCCCUGUCCCCACCGCUACACCCGGGAACUCUGAAGAGAGCAAUAGAAUCUCCAUCACCUUUUUCCGUCUUUUCCGAGUGAUGCGGUUGGUGAAGCUUCUCAGCAGGGGGGAAGGCAUCCGGACACUGCUGUGGACUUUUAUAAAGUCCUUUCAGGCACUGCCCUAUGUCGCCCUCCUCAUAGCCAUGCUAUUCUUCAUCUACGCGGUUAUUGGCAUGCAGAUGUUUGGGAAGGUUGCUAUGAGAGAUAACAACCAGAUCAACAGGAACAACAAUUUCCAGACCUUUCCCCAGGCAGUGCUGCUGCUCUUCAGGUGUGCCACAGGGGAAGCCUGGCAGGAGAUCAUGCUGGCCUGCCUCCCGGGGAAGCUCUGUGACCCCGAGUCGGAUUACAGCCCCGGGGAGGAGUACACGUGUGGAAGCAACUUCGCCAUUGUUUAUUUCAUCAGUUUUUACAUGCUCUGCGCAUUUCUGAUCAUCAACCUGUUUGUAGCUGUCAUCAUGGACAACUUUGAUUAUCUGACCCGGGACUGGUCUAUUCUGGGGCCUCACCAUUUGGAUGAAUUCAAAAGAAUAUGGUCAGAAUAUGACCCUGAGGCAAAGGGAAGGAUCAAGCACCUUGAUGUGGUCACUCUGCUCCGCAGAAUCCAGCCUCCCCUGGGGUUUGGGAAAUUAUGCCCACACAGAGUAGCCUGUAAGAGACUAGUUGCCAUGAACAUGCCUCUCAACAGCGAUGGGACAGUCAUGUUUAAUGCAACUCUGUUUGCUUUGGUUCGGACGGCUCUUAAAAUCAAGACGGAAGGGAACCUGGAACAAGCUAAUGAAGAGCUCCGAGCUGUGAUAAAGAAAAUCUGGAAGAAAACCAGCAUGAAACUGCUUGACCAAGUUGUCCCUCCAGCUGGUGAUGAUGAGGUAACCGUGGGGAAGUUCUAUGCCACUUUCCUGAUACAGGACUACUUUAGGAAAUUCAAGAAACGGAAAGAACAAGGCCUGGUGGGAAAAUACCCUGCGAAGAACACCACCAUUGCCCUACAGGCAGGAUUAAGGACACUGCAUGACAUUGGGCCAGAAAUCCGGCGUGCUAUAUCAUGUGAUUUGCAAGAUGACGAGCCGGAGGAAACAAAACGAGAAGAAGAAGAAGAUGUAUUCAAAAGAAAUGGUGCCCUGCUUGGAAACCAUGUCAAUCAUGUUAAUAGUGAUAGGAGAGAUUCCCUUCAGCAGACCAAUACCACCCACCGUCCCCUGCAUGUCCAAAGGCCUUCAAUUCCACCUGCAAGUGAUACUGAGAAACCGCUGUUUCCUCCAGCAGGAAAUUCGGUGUGUCAUAACCAUCAUAACCAUAAUUCCAUAGGAAAGCAAGCUCCCAGCUCAACAAAUGCCAAUCUCAAUAAUGCCAAUAUGUCCAAAGCUGCCCCUGGAAAGCGGCCCAGCAUUGGGAACCUUGAGCAUAUGUCUGAAAAUGGGCAUCACUCCUCCCACAAGCGUGACCGUGAGGCUCAAAGAAGGUCCAGUAUUAAAAGAACCCGCUAUUAUGAAACUUACAUUAGGUCUGACUCAGGAGAUGAGCAGUUCCCAACUAUUUGCCGGGAAGAUCCAGAGGUACACGGCUACUUCAGCGACCCCCGCUGCUUGGAGGAGCAGGAGUAUUUCAGUGGUGAGGAGGGCUCUGAGGAUGCCGGCUCACCGGCCGGGAGCAGGCAGAACUACAGCUACUACAAUAGAUACCCAGGCAGCAACUGGGACUUCGAGCGGCCUCGAGGCUACCAUCACCCCCAAGGCUUCUUGGAAGAUGACGACUCACCCAUUUGCUAUGACUCUCGGAGAUCUCCAAGGAGACGCCUACUACCUCCCACCCCAACAUCCCGCCGGAGAUCCUCCUUCAACUUCGAGUGUCUGCGCCGGCAGAGCAGCCAGGAAGAGGCCCCGCCGCCCCCCGCCUUCCCCCACCGCACAGCCCUGCCCCUGCACCUGAUGCAGCAGCAGGUCCUGAUAUCCGAAGGUUUAGGACGGUAUGCAAGGGACCCAAAAUUUGUAUCGGCCACAAAACACGAAAUCGCCGAUGCCUGUGACCUAACCAUCGACGAGAUGGAGAGUGCAGCCAGCAACCUGCUCAACGGGACUGUACAUCCCCGGGCCAACGGGGGUGUGGGCCCCGUGUCACACCGGCAGGACUAUGAGCUCCAGGACUUCGGGCCAGGCUACAGCGAUGAAGAGCCCGACCCUGGAAGGGAUGAGGAGGACCUGGCAGAUGAAAUGAUAUGCAUCACCACCCUGUAG
Puma concolor (puma) is the source of this 6273-nucleotide messenger RNA. The record is from RefSeq and is a predicted model, not a curated record. Lineage: Eukaryota; Metazoa; Chordata; Mammalia; Carnivora; Felidae.